Jaculus jaculus (lesser Egyptian jerboa) is the source of this 699-nucleotide messenger RNA. RefSeq names its product transmembrane protein 150B (gene Tmem150b). Lineage: Eukaryota; Metazoa; Chordata; Mammalia; Rodentia; Dipodidae. The coding region runs from base 1 to 699 and encodes 232 amino acids. The record is from RefSeq and is a predicted model, not a curated record. The transcript is spliced from 6 exons.
AUGUGGGGCUACCUGUACCUUUUGCCAGUCUUCCUGGCACUAUGGGCUAUUGCUGGUAUCUGGAUUGUUUUUGGCAUCGCUGUGAUCAACAGGACUGUGGACCUCAAGAAAGGCUUCCCCUACAUCAGUUUUUGUGGAUCAUACCCCCCUCAGAGCUGCAUUUUCAGUCAAGUGCUCAACAUGGGAGCUGCUAUGGCUGCCUGGAUCUGCAUCGUGCGUUAUCACCAGCUUCGAGACUGGGGAGUCAAAACGUGGCAUAACCAGCUGAUCCUAUGGUCCGGACUUCUCUGUGUCCUGGGGACCUCCAUAGUAGGCAACUUCCAGGAAACAAACCAGAAGCCGACACACCUGGCAGGUGCCUUCCUUGCCUUUGUCCUGGGCAACCUCUACUUCUGGCUGCAGCUCUUUCUGUCCUGGUGGAUGAAGGUUCUACCCCAGCCUGGACCCCGCUGGAUGGGGCCUUUGCGCUUGACUCUCUGCAGCCUCACCACCAUCCUCAUAGUGGCUAUGACCGUCCUGCACUCCAGGACUCUGCGAUCUGCCUCUGCGGCCUGCGAGUGGGCGGUGGCCAUGCUCCUCUUUAGUCUCUUUGGCCUUUUGGCCGUGGACUUUUCCAGACUCAACAGCUGCGUCCUGUGUCCUCGGCCCCGUCCAGAGCUCCGCGGCCCCCCGCCGGCCCUCGGGUCGCAGGCGCUGUGA